Molecule: messenger RNA, 1464 nt
Organism: Anthostomella pinea
Lineage: Eukaryota; Fungi; Ascomycota; Sordariomycetes; Xylariales; Xylariaceae
Source: the annotation of a GenBank genome assembly
AUGGCGCAGAAACGACAUGCAUUUGGCCCUGGUGCAGCCUCGACACGCGCGGCGCCUCCCCACGGAUCUUGGCUAUCAGCUGAAGAUACCAUCACCGUUGAUUGCAUCCUCACUGAGAAGGUCCCCAAGGAGUUACUUGUCGCCAUUGCCAAGUUCCUCCCUCCCGUCGAUGUCAAGAACCUUGCAUCAACCUGUCGAGAGUACUUCCCGGUGGUGAUCGAUCAUCUCUAUCGCGACGAUAUCGACUCUGGGCGUUACCGAUCGGUCUACUGGGCCUGCGCGACAGGCUGUCUCCCGACCUUGAAACAGGCGAUUGCAGUGGGCGCGUCAGUCAACCAGUACAUCGAAGAUCCGCUGCGAACGGGUUACACGACACCCUUACUUACCGCUAUUGAUAACUGCGAGCUCGAGAUCAUGCAUUUCCUGCUGGACAAGGGAGCAGACGUCAACCAACCUGAGCAACGCGUCUAUUGCCUGGCGCACUUUCCACUACAUAAGGUCUUGGAGGCGAUGGCUUACGGGCCGAAACCCGAUGCGCAGCGAGACCUGAUCAAUAUCUUAAAGAGACUACUCACUUUAGGCGCCGAUGCAGACCAAGCACAGCUGAUGAAGUCGGAGGAGCGGUGUGAAGAAACCGCUUUGACUUUGGCAAUAGAUUAUCCAGUGCCGGCUGAGGCUUUUCGCUUGUUGUCGGAAGACACCCACGGCAUUUUUCGGCACAAGCGAGCAAUGGUCCAGGUCCUUGUCUCCGAACUCAGUGACGGCAACUACGGCACUUCGGGAAUCGAGGCAAAAGCGGAAAAGCUCCGAAUCAUGCUGAAGCAUUGCCCGCCCGAUCCAGCAUCCAGCCAUUUCGAUACCGAGUGGCUCGAUCCUUGUACUGCUCUUGACCUUGAAGGCAAGCUGUUGUUGGAGGUGGUCCUUGAUGCAGGAUACAACGCGAAUAAUCUUGAUUUGGAGGGCCGCAGUCUCAUCCAACGUAUCGCAAAGCGAAUGAAGUCGUCAACUGUUGACGCCGAGGACAUUGCCCUCUACGGACCCGAGAUGAUCAGAAUGCUUCUCCAGGCCGGAGCUCAUCCAGACUUAUGGUGCAAGGAGGACGACCCUGAGCACAACAGCGCCCUUCUUUUGUUGAGCAGAAUCAAUGGCAAGGCCGCGGACAGCGCUGUUCUCUUGCUUCUUCAGCACGGAGCUCGUCCCAACAUCUGCAUCUCGACCGGCACGACACCUUUGCACAUUUGCUGCAGAUACCCGGAGCACAUAAUCCAGGGCAUCAAGCACCUGAUCAAGCACAAGGCCGAUCUGAACGCGAAGAAUAGCCUAGGACGUACGCCGCUGCAUAAUCUGUGCCUCGGGGGCACUUUGACCAUACUAAAACUGCGGCCGUGGAUCUUCUGGUGCGGCAUGGUGCCAAUCCAUGGGCACAGGACAACAGUGGGCGGACGCCUGCGUUUUGUGCCAUGA